This is a messenger RNA of Syngnathus acus (greater pipefish), 1509 nucleotides long. Its product is annotated as oocyte zinc finger protein XlCOF6.1-like. The transcript has 2 exons. Gene Ontology annotation, molecular function: RNA polymerase II cis-regulatory region sequence-specific DNA binding; DNA-binding transcription factor activity, RNA polymerase II-specific. NCBI's taxonomy places the organism in Eukaryota, Metazoa, Chordata, Actinopteri, Syngnathiformes, Syngnathidae. Gene Ontology annotation, cellular component: nucleus. Bases 225 to 1478 code for a protein of 417 amino acids. Gene Ontology annotation, biological process: regulation of transcription by RNA polymerase II. The record is from RefSeq and is a predicted model, not a curated record.
UCCGCGUUUUUAUUGAGAAUUUGAACAGUUUUGCAGUCAGACAAGUUCCAUGUCGCUUGUGACGAAUCUGCAGUCACAAAACACAAGAUUGCGCAACUCAUUUACCCAAACGGGCGCAACUGGAGACGGUGAGCAAGGUAUUAUGGGAGCUAGUUGAACUGUAAAACAGGUGUUGUGCUUGAUUUGGUUCACCUGUUGAGAAGUGUUAGAAUUCCGGAGUGAAAAUGUGUGCAAGGACCACAGCAAGCUACGCAAAGGAACUUUGUGCAACUAAAGAGGAAAAGGACCGUCGUCGUCUCCGACUGGAAGCUCUUUGGCGGCAGCCUCGUGUUGUGUUACGCAGAGCAGACAACGGUCAAGAUUUUGGUCCUGAACAGCAGGAGCCAGAGCGCCGUGACUUUAAAGAGGAAGUGGAGGACAAAGAGGUCCCACACUUUAAUGAACAAAAGGACCAGAUGUGUUUUUUCAUCAAAAAAGAGGAGGAGGAGCCAGAGCAAUUUUGCAUAAAAGAGGAGGAAGAUCUCCACUCCAGGAAAGAGAAGAUAGAAAAGGAUUUCUGCAAAAUGCCAUCGACUCUUGUCCCUUUGAAGAGCAGAGGUGAGGGUCAUUGUGAGGCGAGCAGAGAGGCGGAGCCUCCAAGCAGCAGCUCAGGUCAACACAUAACAGAAGAUGAUGGACGCUCCUGUGGAGGAUCACAAGCUGACGACGGCCUCUUAGCUCCAAUCUCAGACGGUGAUGUCAUGUCGUCACAUUCUCCUGGCUCUGAAGAUGAUGAGUCAAACGGUGAUAUUUCAUAUCACGCUGAAAACAAACGGUGGAAAUGUUCUUACUGUUGGAAAAUGUUUGCUUUCAAGAGGAGUUUGAAACAACACAUGAGAACCCACACUGUUGAGAAACCUUUUUCCUGCUCAGAUUGUGGCCAAAGAUUCUCUCAUAAGGCAAACUUAAAAAGAUACAUGACAACCCACACUGGAGAGAAACCUUUUUCCUGCUCAGAUUGUGAUCAAAGAUUCUCUCAGAAGACAAACUUAAAAAGACACAUAAGAACCCACACUGGUGAGAAACCACUUUCCUGUUCAGAUUGUGGCCAAAGAUUCUCAAAUAAGACACGCUUCAAAUCACACAUGAGAACCCACACUGGUGAGAAACCUUUUUCCUGCUCAGAUUGUGGCCAAAGCUUCUCUCACAAGGCAAACGUAAAAGGACACAUGAGAACCCACACUGGUGAGAAACCUUUUCCCUGCUCAGAUUGCGGCCAAACAUUCUCACGUAAAGGACACUUAAAAUUACACACAAGAACCCACACUGGUGAGACACCCUUUUCCUGCUCAGAUUGUGGUAAAAGAUUCUCUCGCAAGGCAAACGUAAAACGACACAUGAGAACCCACACUGGUGAGAAACCUUUUUCCUGCUCAGAAUGUGGCCAAAGAUUCUCAUAUAAGGGAUACUUAAAAACACACGAGAACCCACACUGGUGAGAAACCUUUUUCCUGCUUAGUUUGUGGCCAA